GCUUCGAAGCUCAGGCAGUCGAGUGGAUACGUUUAGGAGGAAAGUGAAUUAUUUUCUGGUGUCGGAACGAGUAGAGUAUUAUUGGGUUCUUAUCGAAAAGCAAGAUGAAAGUCCAGCUACUAGCGCUCGCUGUUGGCGCUACCCUCGUGAUAGGCGCUGCGUCCCUGCACGUCAAGACGAUCCCAUGCAAGGGUGACCACGUGGAAGCUGCCAGUGUUAACUUCAUUGACAUUUCGCCGUGCACAGAAAAUCCGUGUGCUCUGAAACGUGGAUCAACCUAUGAGCUUACAAUUAGUCUUGAAACCGGUCCAGAGCCUGCUGAAAUCCCAAAAUUGACUACUCACGUCGACGCAAUCAUCCAUGGAAUUCCAAUUCCUUGGCCAGGCUUCAACUACACUGACGCUUGCAAGGACUGUGGCCUGAGCUGCCCACUCAGCCCAAACAAGGCCUACAGCUAUGCCAUUCCACUAAACGUCAUCUCGCCUAUUGCGAUUGAAACGGUGGUGAAGUUGAGAAUUGAGGAUGACACGACCAACGUGAAUCUACUGUGCAACGAGCUGCAAGUGAAAGUUGUGUGAUUGAACAAGACCCCCAACUCCUCACCAUCAUUUAUACAUCAUGGCAAUGUUUUCUUGUCGCUUUCUUGUUAUGGUGUACUGCUAGUUCUUAAGCUCUCUCUAUAAGACAUGUAAUGAAAUUGUUUCUCAAGUAAUCGGUUGUUCUUUAUCUGAGUAUGACGUGAGUUUCCUUCCGCCAUUGUGCUGCGCGAGUCUGCAUUGUGUUGCCUGACCAUCGCGUUUGGCGGGAGAGAGCGCCGUAGUUGCGCAUUCGAGUCGUAUGCCUGAUCUGAUGGCAUUGGCUGGUCUUACAAGAAAUCCUUACUGUUGUGGUGUUUCACUCUUUUCUUCGACCUGUUGCUUUUCUCAUUCCUCGUGUGGGAUCAUACCAAACUGUUGUCUGGCAACUGA
Sycon ciliatum is the source of this 968-nucleotide messenger RNA. RefSeq names its product NPC intracellular cholesterol transporter 2-like. Gene Ontology annotation, molecular function: sterol binding. Gene Ontology annotation, biological process: sterol transport. The coding region runs from base 105 to 578 and encodes 157 amino acids. The transcript is spliced from 4 exons. The record is from RefSeq and is a predicted model, not a curated record. Lineage: Eukaryota; Metazoa; Porifera; Calcarea; Leucosolenida; Sycettidae.